Lolium perenne is the source of this 6556-nucleotide messenger RNA. RefSeq names its product probable disease resistance protein At1g61300. Lineage: Eukaryota; Viridiplantae; Streptophyta; Magnoliopsida; Poales; Poaceae. The record is from RefSeq and is a predicted model, not a curated record. Gene Ontology annotation, molecular function: ADP binding; protein binding.
GUCGCCGUCGGUGGCGCAGGCAAAGGUCGCCCGCCAUGGCCAACAGGCCGCCGAGUGCUCCGGUCGGGAGAGAGGAGGGGGAAAGUGGCGGGGAGGGAAGGAGAGACUACACAGCGGCGGCUUUGGUGGUUGCUGGAACAAACUGAAGGGAGGAGGGAGCAUUGAUCUGUCGCCCCAACUGCUGGAGCAUUGAUCUGUCGCCCCAACUGCUGGAGCAUUGAUCCGCACCAACUGUUCCUCUGGGCGCCGCAGCCGACGGCCGUUCGCCAUUCCUUUUACCAAGGAAAAUGGGCGGCGCUGGGCUGACGCGAAGCCAUUAGGUGAUUAGGCCAAUGGUGCUGUGCUGCUCUAGUGCGCGUCGAAACCAACGGGCAGAAAACGUAUUACAUGUGAGAGGAUCGAGCAGUUCCAGCUUCAGAUCGGUUCUUCCUGACCUUCAGUGAUGCUGUUUCUCCUGGACUCAGUCACCUUCAGCUCAGCAGUUGACAAAUCUCUCUUUUGCAAGGGAUUUCACACUCACAUCGACUUCUGCAUGCUGCACUCACUUUUGUCAGAGUGUUGAGAGAAUUGACCAGCUCCAACUUCAAAUCAGGUCACGGUUUAUGGUUCUACCUUCGGUCAAGCUGUUUCUCCUUGGACUUCCUCACUUUCAGGGAAGUUAUCCUCCACCUUCCUGGAAGCAACUGAUCUUUUCCUAUGCUCACGAAUUACUUGUUAUUCUCCCUAUGGUUAGCAUUCAGAAACGUACGUAAGGCUGCCAAUAUAUAUUCAAACAACUUGUGUGAACAAUUGUGAAUAGCCUGGAUAAUCAGAGCAACAUGCUGGGUAUGUGAAUCUUUACGUUCACUGAAUGUUAUGGAUCUGGUACGAUGGAGCUUGCAUAACUAAUAAUAGGACUAGCUUGCAGCUUAAAAAACGGGCUGAUAUGUGUUUCUUAUGAUUCGGAUAUGACUUCACCUUUGGCUGCAUGUUCUCGAUUGACUAGAGCAAAGAUCGUGACAGCGGUUGAAUAUGAUUUGCUUGCCGUUAGCCGUCUGAGUACUAUAUUUAACUGCACCCACUAUAAAUUAUUGGGCAAUCAUUGCAUGUUCCAAGUACUAUAGCUGUUGGCUCUACUCAACUUUUACAGUUUUAACCUUUCUCCUCUUGGUCUGCAGCUCUAUUGUUGGCUAACCUCACCCUUACAAGGGAUCUCACAUCCGCUUCUCCACACUGCAUCACUUUUGGCUGCAAAAAGUUAGAUUUCUUCAUUGCAUCCUUUUUAAUUCCGCAGUUCACCCCCGACGAUCCCACUUGCUUCAUUCCCUACUGUGACUUCCAAAGCUCUCCUGUUUGAGCUGCUGCAAUCCAGAUCCACUCAUGCAUCCCGUCAAGGCGUCAAAUGUACUUCUCCUAAGUUUUUGGUGCUUUGAUCUCCUACUCGUUUAAGUGCUCAUUUAACUUCUACUUGCUUGCUCCCAAUUAUUUAUGUAUUUGUGCACUGUUUCCCGUUGCAAUUCCCUCAUCAUAUAUUCUCCACUUUAAGUCUUUUCUGUCUCAAAAAUGAUUCUCUAUUUCUCUUGUCUAUCAGUUUACAUUUCCUUCUCUGUAUAAGCGUGGAUUUUGUUUGUGCCUAUAAAGAGUAGAAUUUAUGUUUCUAUAAGAGGUAAGUAUUUUGUUAGGAUAAAUAAACAAAGUACCCAUUUGUUCUUUACUUGUUGUAGUUGAAUCUGCUGAUCUUACAAGUAUAUACAGAAAUAAAAAAAAUAAAAGUAGCGAACCCUGAUGCACUUUCCUUCCCUGUUGAUAUAAUGCUAGACUAGGUUUUCUGUGUUAUUUCAUUUCUGUGUCCAGAAUAUGAUUUUUGAUUGGACGGUUGAAUAAGCAUUGCCUUUUUCUUGCUAUUUCAGAGAGAAGGAGAAGUUGAGAAGAGUUCAUUGUCGUGGUAUCUUCAUUCUGUUCCUUGAUCCCAUCCACUUUAUCUUUCCUUGAUCCAGUUUUUAAGGGAACAUAUGGAAAUAAUUUUGAUUUCCUGUUAAUAAAACCUGACUUUCAACUUGUAGAAAGGGGAAUUUUUUUUUUUAACAUCAGCAACUUCUGGAAACAGGAGAUCCACAAAUACUGAGAAGGCUGAAAUCAUAUACUACGUCUUUCAUGCUUAGCUUGGAAUCUAUUUAAUUUUUCUGUCUUAUAGAAGUUAUUUUGCUUGUUGUUUUCUGUGAACUGGUGGCAGCAAUGGCGACCAACUUGGGUAGUUGGUUUGGUGCUACUAUCAGCACAGUCACAAGUCCACUCCGAGAUAUUUUCGUCACACAUGCAUCGUAUUGCCUCAACACCGGCAACAACGUCAGAGCUCAUGAGAGGGUUGCUAAUACUUUGAAGGGCAAACAAGCUGCUGUUGAAGGCGAGAUCGAAGCUGGCAUCCCCAACGGCUUCAUUAAAACAGAGGAAGCAGGCUUGUGGCUGAACAGGGCAAAGGAAGCUAUAUCUAAUGUAGAGAAAAACCGUGAACGUUAUGACAAAAGAAGCAGAACUUUUUCUUGUUGUUACCUAAAUUGCUGGGCGAACUACAAGAUUGGUAAGCGAGCAGCUAAGGAGAUUUCUGAAGUGGAAGCAUGCGCCGAAAGUAUACCCCAUAAUGCUACGGUCAAAGGUCCACCACCUUUUGUAAUAGAUAUCCCCAUCCAGUCUGCUCAACUGCCAAGUCAAGAGAGUAUUCAUCUAAAUGCUUAUCAGUGCAUUACGCGUACUGAUGAUCCAGUUGGAAUGAUUGGAAUAUGGGGUCCAGAUGGAGUUUCCAACACACAUCUCCUCAAGAAGAUUAAUAACUCGUUUGUUGGAGAUUCUUCCUAUUUUGUCAUAUUUGUUACGGCCUCCAGAGAAUGCUCAGUACAAAGGAUUCAAGCUCAAAUCCUACAGCGGCUCGAAAUAAGAAAUGAUGGAGAUGUAGUCACUCAAGCCACCAACAUAUCAAAACUACUCAGGAUAAGAAACUUUCUCGUGUUGGUGGAUGACCUUUACGAGAAGCUAGACCUUACAGAAGUUGGCAUUCCAUAUCCUCUUGGAACUGUGGGCGACUACAAGAGGAAAGUGUUAAUCACAUCACAAUCAGAAACUGUAUGUGUUCAAAUGGAUGUGAAUAAAUAUAUUGAAGUGCCUUGUCUGGAUGAGAUUGAAGCACUCAAGCUAUUUGCACAAAAUGUCGGUCAGGAAGAUAUUGAUUCUGAUCCCCAAAUCAGGGCCCUGGCAAAAGAUCUUGUGAAGGAAAUAAAAGGUGUGCCGUCAGACUUGAUACAUUAUGGGAAGCAAAUGGGAGGUAAAAGAGAUCCAAGGGAGUGGGAAGAUGUCAUUCAGGCAGUAAGGAAACUGAACCUUCAAAAGAAAGACCCAACUUUUGCAGGAAGGACUUUGAAAAAUCUUGAGGAUUCCGCUAAGAACUUGCAUGCCAGAAAAACUGAUGUCCGUUGCAGGAUUGAGGUUGCAGAACGGCUGGGCAUGACAUCCACAAAUGAGGUGGACAGAUGGCUGGAAAAAGUAGAUGCCAUCAGUUCUGAUGUGCAGAUAAUAUUUGAGGGAAACAAGUUGAAUAAGAAUGUUACCAUGGAGGCAGUUGCGAAGCUUUCUGAGGUCCAAGAAUGCCUAAGGUCUUGUCCCAAUAGUGAUAAUAUUGCACUCGUGUCAGUGCCACCUCCUGCCCAAGAGAUACCUGGUCCAUCUAUGCCUACCGAGAACCAUAACCUUCAAAAGGCUCUCCAGUUCAUUGAGGAUGAUCCUGUGGGGAUGAUUGGAAUAUGGGGUCAAGGUGGAGUGGGCAAAACAUAUCUUUUGAAUAGUAUCAAUAACUCAAUUGCUGUUGCUGGAGGCAUCUCAUUUAAUGUUAUCUUUGUGACGGCCUCCAGGGGAUGUUCUGUGCAAACGGUCCAAGGAGAUAUUCUAAAGAAGCUCGGAAUGGAAAGAGCUGGUGAUGUGGAAUCUCAAGGCCAAAAGAUAUAUAAUUUCCUUAGAAACAGAAGCUUUAUUUUACUUUUGGAUGACCUUUGGGAGCAAAUUGAUCUGCAAGCAGUUGGUGUACCAUAUCCCCUUGGAACUGUAAACCAACUCAAGAGAAAAGUGGUGCUUACAACUAGAUCGAAAAAAGUUUGUGGUGAAAUGGAUGUGAGGAAAGAGUUAAAAGUCACGUGUCUGCAGGAGGAUGACGCGUGGCAGUUAUUUAAAGAAAAGGUCACUCAGGAUACUCUUUCCUCAAGUCCUCGCAUUGAAGCCCUCGCAAGAGAACUUGUGAAAGAACUGAAGGGUUUGCCAUUAGCUCUGAUAGUUGUUGGAAGGGCUAUGUAUCCAAAAAUUCAACCCUCUGAUUGGGAAUAUGCCAUCAAACAAUUGCAACAGUCAUGCUGUGACGAGGAUGACCUCCUUUCUAUGGAAAAUGUCUUCAGACAGCUCAAAUUCAGUUAUGAUAGUUUACGAAACGAUACAUUGAGACGCUGUUUCUUGACUUGCGCACUCUGGCCAGAGGAUUGGGAGAUAAUGAAAGCUGACCUCGCUCAAUGCUGGCUUGGCUUAGGUCUAGUGGAUGGUGACAUACAAAGUUCCUACACAAAAGCAUAUAGUCUAAUGAGUGAUCUUAGAGAUGCAUGUCUUUUAGAGAACCAGGGUAAUUGGUAUGGUUUUGUUAAAGUGCACGAUGUGAUUCGUGAUAUGGCUAUAUGGAUCUCUUGUGGCUGCGGUGAGAACAAUAACAAUUGGUUUGUCCGUGCAAAAGUUGGCAGAGAAGAUAAGUUUAGCAUCCCUUGGAGCAAAGCUGAGUACAUCUCAUUGAUGUUGAAUGAGAUGAGAAAACUUUCUCCCUUUCGCCUUGAUCCUUGCCCCAUGAAACUGAGGAUGCUAUGCCUUCAGAAUAAUUAUUUUGAUGGAAGCAUAGCUGAAACAAUCAAGAACUUCACUGCACUGACAUAUCUGGAUUUGAGGUCAAACCUUCUCAAGAACAUACCCGACGAAUUAUGUUCCUUGGCAAACUUGGAGUACCUCGAUUUGUCACAUAAUCCUGACAUAUACCAAUUGCCGUACUGCUUCAGAAGCCUCGUUAAGCUCAAGUUCUUGUACCUACUGUGCACUGACAUACGGAUAAUACCGUAUGGGAUCAUAUCUAACCUUAAAGUGUUGCAAGUAAUAGACUUGAGGUCUUGGCGGGCAUAUCAUGGAGGAGGCUCUUUGAACUAUAACCCUACAUUAUUCCAAGAAUUUGGCACCUUAGAUCAGUUGAAAGCGGUUGGCAUUGAGGCUGAUGGCUUUACUGAGUAUGAAUCACUAAGAGAUGCCACUAACCUCCCUAUCAGGUCUUUAAUCCUGGGGAGUCUCAAAGAAACAGAUGCGUUCUGUCUCUCUGACAUCCUUUCAGCUGACUUUGCCCGAUGUACCUUGUAUGAAUUAGAAAUUAUACAGAGCAACAUUGAGCAGAUAACAGUAAGACAAGAACCAAACUACCAGUUUCCUACUCUCAAUAAGCUCUCCCUGUGGUUUUUAGUAAAGUUGAAAGAGAUCACGUGGGUGGGAAGACCUCCGUCAUCUGUAUUUCCAACUCUCACUUGUGUGGAUGUGAAUAGCUGCUCCAAGUUAGAGCACCUCUCCUGGGUGAUGUACUUGCCUUGCCUUGAGCAGCUCGAGGCACGAUUCUGCAACAAUAUGAAGGAAGCAUUUCUGAGGACAGGUCACCAAGGUGAAAUCAUGAGCAUGGAUCAAGAGAAUCCAAGGACAUUUCCUUGCCUGAAGCAUUUGUGCCUUUCGGACAAUGCUAAGUUGGUCACCAUUUGCGGUCCCCACGUGACGUUCCCGUUCCUGGAAGAGCUGGUGCUCACGAAAUCUCCAGAGUUGAUCAGUCUCCCUUUCAAGACGAACAGCUUGCCACUGAAGCUGCAGGAACUAAGGGUUGAUAAUAUUGAAUGCUGGGACCGAUUGCAAUGUGAAGACGGUGUCAAAUCUUUCCUGCAGCCCACUCUUAAGUUUGGUUACGAGACCGAAAUGCCAUGAGCAGUUCCUUUAUUCCGUAUUGCCAUGGGGAACACUGCAUACACAUGCUAGCUACAAGGUGCGCAAUAUCAUGAUUUCCAGCAUACAUGUAUAAACAGGAAGGAUAUUCAAGUGUACCAUUGUUUCGUCUGAAAGUAUGCAGAGGAGGUUGUGGCUUUAAGUUUGUAAUGCAGUUCUGCUUUUAUACUGUAGAUGUGUGUCAUGUUAACCGUUGUACGGUUGAGGUUUCAGGCUGGGGUGCAUUUGCAAAGCUCUGUCUGAAGCCAACGGUGCAGCGAGGACUGGAAUUCUGAAGUUACAUUCUAGAUUCCAGAUGGAAGCUGGAAGGAGCCAUGUUUUUCAUUCAUGCUCCUGGUCCCUGACCCUGAUGGCGCUUUGUGUCUUAUUUUCCUGUAUGAACAUAUGUAACUAUAUAAGAGGUGGCGGAGGAUGUGGUUCUCGAUUGUCGAACAAUUAAUAGAUCUUGCCUAAGAGUGGUAUCAUGCUUAUACAAUUAAUAGAUCUUGUCUAAGAGUGGAAUUUUAUUUGAUCAGUGAAUUGAAGUGCUGAAAAA